Coregonus clupeaformis (lake whitefish) is the source of this 4428-nucleotide messenger RNA. RefSeq names its product glycogen synthase kinase-3 beta. Gene Ontology annotation, biological process: insulin receptor signaling pathway; regulation of neuron projection development; protein phosphorylation. NCBI's taxonomy places the organism in Eukaryota, Metazoa, Chordata, Actinopteri, Salmoniformes, Salmonidae. The record is from RefSeq and is a predicted model, not a curated record. Bases 182 to 1501 code for a protein of 439 amino acids. Gene Ontology annotation, cellular component: cytoplasm; axon; nucleus. Gene Ontology annotation, molecular function: ATP binding; protein serine/threonine kinase activity. The transcript has 10 exons.
UGCAAUUUGUCCGUUUCUACUGUCUACGAGCUCAGACAGGCAGCGCAAGGGAGGACUCAUCGGAACGGUGUCAAUUUUGUCUGUUUUACAACGAUUAUUGCAUUUGCAGUCAAAAGAGACAACAUUUAAACUCACUUGGUGUGAAUCCCUAGCCCCCCGCCCGCUACCCUUGCACAGAGAUAUGAGCGGCAGCGGGCGGCCCAGAACUAGCUCGUUUGCUGAGCCACAAGGUAAUCUCGGAGCCGCUGCAGCAUCCACCGGAUCAGCCGCUGCGGUGGGGAGCAGCACAGGAAAGACCGGGGUCCAGCAGGCCUCGGGGAGCAGUUCGUCUGGAUGCUCAAAUUUAAAGCUGGCCAGGGACAGUGGAAAGGUGACUACGGUGGUGGCCACAUCUGGGCAGGGUCCCGACCGCCCACAGGAGGUGUCCUACACGGACAUCAAGGUGAUCGGGAAUGGCUCUUUCGGUGUGGUGUACCAGGCGCGCCUCAUCGACAGCCAGGAGAUGGUGGCCAUAAAGAAGGUGCUGCAGGAUAAGAGAUUCAAGAACCGAGAGCUACAGAUUAUGCGAAAGUUGGACCACUGCAAUAUCGUGAGGCUACGCUACUUCUUCUACUCUAGUGGUGAAAAGAAGGACGAGGUGUUUCUCAACCUGGUGCUGGACUUUGUCCCAGAGACUGUGUACAGGGUGGCCCGGCAUUUCAACAAGGCCAAAAGCAUCAUUCCUAUAAUUUACGUCAAGGUGUACAUGUACCAGCUGUUUCGCAGCCUGGCCUAUAUCCAUUCCCAGGGUGUCUGCCACCGAGACAUCAAACCCCAGAACCUGCUAGUGGACCCUGAAACUGCCAUCCUAAAGCUCUGUGACUUUGGGAGCGCUAAGCAGCUGAUUCGUGGGGAGCCCAAUGUGUCGUACAUCUGCUCGCGGUACUACCGCGCCCCAGAGCUCAUCUUCGGCGCCACCGACUACACGGCCAACAUCGACAUCUGGUCGGCGGGCUGCGUGUUGGCCGAACUGCUACUGGGACAGCCCAUCUUCCCUGGGGACAGUGGAGUGGACCAGCUAGUGGAGAUCAUCAAGGUUUUGGGAACUCCGACGCGGGAACAGAUCCGAGAAAUGAACCCCAACUACACAGAGUUCAAAUUCCCCCAAAUCAAAGCACAUCCCUGGUCAAAGGUGUUUAAGCCUCGCACCCCUCCAGAGGCCAUCGCCCUGUGUUCGCGCCUGCUGGAGUACACCCCAGUCACGCGCUUCUCGCCCCUGGAGGCCUGCGCUCACGCCUUCUUCGACGAGCUGCGCCAGCCCAACGCCCGGCUGCCUAGCGGCCGAGAGCUGCCCCUGCUCUUCAACUUCAGCACCACCGAGCUGUCAAUCCAGCCCCAACUGAACUCCACCCUAAUUCCUCCUCAUGCCCGUGCACAGACCACUUCAUCUGUAGAUGGCUCUGGGAUAGACGGCUCCUCUCAGCACAGUUCAGUACCCGGAUCACUCAACAACAGCACCUGAAACAUCCCUGCAAACCCUCUGUUUGUCUGCCAGCCCGACCACACACACACACACUGUAUUGCUUAUUUCUCCCUCGCUGCUUGUUAUUUCUCCCCAUUGGUUACAAACAUCCCUUUUUGUACUGUACAUACAUUGAACAAACCAUUCAUACAGUUAGAGAGUAUCAUUAGCUGACAAGGUAGUUUUGUUACAUUCUAUUGAAACUAGAUCAGCUCUACAGGCAGAGAGUUGGACACACACACACACAAACACACACACACACACACACGCUUAUGUACUGACGACACCUUAAGUAUUAUUCCACUCCCUCACUGCAUCUCCUUUGGCCCAGCUGUCUCGUUCUCUCUAUGCCUGUUUAUAACACUCAUGUUCCUGCUGUUGGGGGUGGCAUUUGAAGGUUCACUAGGUGGGGCAGGUCCUCUGUAUAAUAAUUGUUUUUUUAAUCAAGGUUUUUUGUUGUCUUUUUAUUCUGUUUAUUUAUUUGACUGAAGACUUCAUGAAGAGUUCUGCCACCACCACACACAAAGUAAACAGGAGUUUGUCUCUAGAAGCUAAUUGAGGUGCUUCCCAGUUAGAAUAAUUUGGUUGCAUUGUAGACAAAUGGGAUAAAAUGGUUCUGGUUGCAAGAUGGAGGGAGGAAGAGGCUGUGGUUUUUAUACUUUUUAUAAAAUUAUAUUUAAAAAGAUGAAAUGCCAGCUGCUUUUUUAUUUUACUUGUAAAUGUAUUUAUAAUUUUUUAAUUUGCUUCGAAGGCACUGUGAAUUUUUACAUGGAAAGGGGCGUUCAAGUUAUAAUUGGUAGCCAUACUUGCUAGCAAAUUCCCAGUGUGUGUGUGUUCUUUGAGGACCUGAAGGAAAGGUUUUGACAGAUGGUGAGGGUGGUGGUGUUUGUGUGGAAACGGAGACAUCCAUGAUUCACAUCUAUGUAGCAGCAUCUCUCCCUCUUGUAUGGUGAGGUUACAUGUUUGAUUUCAAAAUCAGGUUCUGGCUAAUUUGGCACUCAUGCAUUCAUAGCAUGAACUCUUCAGAACUCCUGAUUUGUAAGAGGGACCUUUUUUUUAAAUGAUAUACACGCCGUGAAUAAAGUGGACUUCCUGCAGCACACUUGUAAGAAUCUUUGUCAGUGUUCCACCCAUCUAGAGGACAAAGGAAUUAUCAAAUAUGGGUUCAGCCAUAUGGACAUAAAUAUAUCCUAUGGACUAGUUGACUCCAGUUUGGACUUUGAAACAGACCAUGAUUCCAGUUACGUUCUAUUCAUUCUCAAAUGGGAGUCAAGUUCGUGUGUGUGAAGACGUAUACUCUGUUACUGGUGUAGUAUGGCGGAUAGCGAGUUCAUAGUAGUUCUACAGUCUAUGUGCUUGUGGGAGUGAAUGAGAAAUUGAAGUGGGUGGGGGAAUGGCUGAGUAUUUGUGUGUGAUGAUAAUGUGUGUUGUUCAUGUGAAUAAUUGUACUCCAAUCCAAUCUGCACCGUUUAAAAAGCCAGUGUUGUAGGUUUAGAUCAGUUCUCAGUACUGACCACUUGAAAGCUUUCUAGUGCAAGAGUCUUAUGAUAUUGUACCAACUCUACCACCCCCUUGUAUAAACAACCCUCAUGUGCUGACAUAGAUUUAAAUAACAAAUUUUUCCUCCCUUUCUCUCUGAAGCCAUCUUCUUCCUAGCCCGGAAUCCCAACUGAUUUGCGUGAAAUGGAGCAUAUCGUUUUGGAUUCCGGUUUCUUCCUGCCCUGUAAAUAUCACCUUUUUAUUUCUUUCUCAUUCUUUUUAUUACAGUGUUUUUUCUUUUCUGUUACCUGUUGAAGCCGGUCUUGACUGACCAGUUUCAUUUCCAUUCAAUAGUCUGUAAAUACAAUUAGUUUAAAUGUCCUGAUUUCAAGAUGUAAAUAACCCCCCCCCAAAAAAAGUUCCAAUUUUUUCUCAGUUUGUUGAUGUCUCUCUCUCUCUCCAUCUCUCUCUGGUUGUGUGCCCCUAUAACGUGAUUGUACUGUAUCUCAACGCUUUAUUUAUUACUCACUUGGUGUUCUGGUGUAGGGAGAGGUUGAGGCACCGACUGUUUUGUGGGCAUUAUGUAAAAUGUUCCAGUAUACCAGUACUGUACUUGGCACCCACAACAUUGGUAUUUUUUGAAUAGGGAAAAACACUGUAAGUGUUUGGUUGGACAUAUCAGAAUUUGUUCAGACUAUAUCUGUGGUAAGAUUCCAACUAAUACAUUUCCCUGGUCUGAAUUUUUUUUAACCUUAAGUCACCUAUGUACUGACCUUUGACAGGGAAAUGUGAUAGUGGGCUAUUUGAGUUUACCAGACAACCAUUUGGCCAAUGCACUGCCCCUGUACCCAUUCAUUACAAUGGGCACCUAAUGUAAGAUAUUUAAAGUGUGUGAAAGUGCCAUGUUGUGAUGCAGAGAAGCCAUAAUACCUUUAUUUACCCACUGAAUGUGAAGGGUAAACCUGAGGGCCAUGAUGGCGACACAGGGUCAGAUGGUGCAGCCAGCCUCCCUCCCAACAAUGCCUACGCCCAUCACGGACAAUUCCGACUUCUGCUGUGUUCAAAAUGUCAGCCAUGGACAAAAUGCAGCGACUGCAGUAUGAGCCAGUUAUCAACCCCCUCCCUCCUGUUCUGUGUGUGUUGAUGUACAUGCCUAUCUGUUGGUUUCAUAACUCAGCAGUAUCAGGCUACUAGCCAAUUAUCCUAUAAGUACCAUGUUUUGUGUAUCUCCAUGUGUAUAGCAAACCAAGUGAGGUCACUUUAAUAACGUUCUGUGAGUAAAACUUGUAUCAAUAAUUUGUCAUUCCAAUCCUGUUUCUAUUGCGUCAUCCUGGCCAGGAGACCUGGAGUUUUUGGGAUGAUGGAGGGAGGAGAGUGAAGGAGGGAGAGAACCCAAUUGUUUGUCUGUAUGAAAUGAGCUCAUUUAAUAAAGUGAUAACUCCUGUGAA